AUGGAAAAAUUUGAGAGAAAAUUAACUCAAUUUUUUCAUCGCAUUGUUAUGACAACACAGGAAGUAUUUAUGGAUUCUUAUAUAUCACAAAGUAUUUCAAAUGCAUACUCAAGUCCUCCUCUAUAUCGGCCAUAUGUUAAACCUCAUGAUUUUGUACAGAAAAAUUUAUAUUCUUUAAUUCCAGGAAAUUUAUGGGAAGCAGCGACCGGCGAAAAAGUCAAAAUAGACCAAAUUAUUACUCAAAAUGCUAUAAGUGUCCUUUCAGCUAAUCAAGAAGAUCCGAGACGUUACGUAAAUAUGGCAAAAGACAGACAAAACUGCAGAAAACUACAGGACGAUCUACAAUUUGGAACUGAUAAAUUCAGAAAUAUAGUUUUAAAUUCAUUAAUUCCAUAUCUUGGAGAAUUAUAUUGCGAUCCUUCAGCAAAUUUUGUUGUACAGAAGCUCCUCGAUUAUGCUACAAGAGAACAAAAGAUAUCUUUCUUAAAUGCGUUUAAAAAAGAUCCUCUUGAAAUUGCAAAUCAUCCUUGUGGGAGUAGAGUGAUGCAGAAGUUUAUUGAGUGCGCGGAUACUGAUCUAGUUGACGAAUUAUAUGUAUUUUUGUCCUCAUCGAUAUUAGAUUUAUGUCAAUCUUUGCAUGGAAAUCGAAUUGUCCAACAAUUCAUCGAUAUUUUGCCGAAUCGCGUACCGGAAAUCAUUAAAUGUAUCAUGCCAUACACGAUUUCAUUGGUCGCUGAUAACUGCGGGUGCAGAGUUGUUCAACACCUUUUUCAACCAUUCGAUCAAAAUAAAUUAGCGCCUUUGAUUUCGGAAGUUAUCAAGGCUGCACCUCAACUAACGGCGAACCAAUAUGGUAAUUAUGUCAUACAGAAUAUUAUAGAUGACGGAAAUGAAGAACAAGUUGCAGAAUUAAUCAAAUCUUACAAAGGUUACUAUUAUUCAUUUUCGAUACAUAAAUUUGCAUCUAAUGUAAUAGAACGAUGCAUAAGACGAGCUAAUCAGGCUCAAAGAGAAUUUAUUUUUGCAGAUAUUAUCGGAGUUGAAGAAAAUUACAAUUACGAUCGUAUUUACAGCCUUAUAACCGAUAAAUUUGGCAACUAUGUGAUACAAAGAAUCCUUGAAUUUGGUUCGGAUUCCCGGAUUAACGCAAUCUAUGACGUUGUAGAUAAGAAUUAUGAUGAAUUGCAGGAUGUCGGAUACGCAAAGCAUGUAAUUACCAAGCUUAAAGCAUUAGGUUUCGAAUAA
Messenger RNA from Trichomonas vaginalis G3, 1245 nucleotides. RefSeq names its product mRNA binding. Gene Ontology annotation, cellular component: cytoplasm. Gene Ontology annotation, biological process: post-transcriptional regulation of gene expression. The coding region runs from base 1 to 1245 and encodes 414 amino acids. NCBI's taxonomy places the organism in Eukaryota, Parabasalia, Trichomonadida, Trichomonadidae. The transcript has a single exon. The record is from RefSeq and is a predicted model, not a curated record. Gene Ontology annotation, molecular function: mRNA binding.